ACAGCCCUGUGGCAAGAGCAAAUGGACACCCCCACUCUGAAGACAUGCAAGGUGGAGGAGGACCUGAGACCAUGGCCAGGGACGACAGAUCUCUUCCAACAGAGGACCACCUUCCCAUCUCUCUCGCCGCUGACUGACCCCCGCUUCUCAGACCCUCGGAUGCAUUACCCCGGGGCCUUCCCUUACUCCGCCAACACCUCCAGCACCGGCAUCAGCGGCCUCAGCAUGUCAGCCUCUUCUAGAUACCACACCUACCUGCCGCCACCCUACUCGAACAACCAGACCCAGAACUUCCAGUCCAAUUCCUACCUGUAUUACGGCACAGGCUCUGGAUCCUACCAGUUCUCCAUGGUGGCACCGGGAAACACCGGGGGGGAGCGCUCCCCUACCCGCCUGCUGUCCUGCUCGGGGGCUGGCGGCACUGGAGGGACCAACAGCCUGAUGAAUCCCGGCUUGAACAACCAGAGCGAGGGCGUGGAGGCCGACGGCAGCCACAGCAACUCCCCCACGGCCAUGUCCGCUUCAGGCCGUUUGGAUGAGUCCGUCUGGAGGCCUUACUGACUGACAGACAGCUAGACAAUCAAGAUGGUGCGGGAGAAAGUGAGGAAGGGAAAGGAAAGAGGACGAUUAACAAAAAAAAAAGCUGAACACUGAAAGAAAAGAACGAAAAAUCAAACAAAAAUUACAGAAAAGCUGCAUGUUUGUCUUUUAUUUCUCCAGCACUCGCUUUAAAGACUUUGUGUUUUACAACUCUCCCAAGACUUCCAUGUAUUUUGUACAUUUUGAGUGAACUCCUGCACCAUGCUAAAACAUGUAUUCCUAAGAGACUAUAAAAGCCUUUUUAACGGAGAUGAUGCUUAGCGGAGACUGUAAAUAGACGUGAGGGUAAGAAAAAGCCAUAGUAAAGUUUCAGGAACAUUUUUCUGACGUAAACCAAAGACAAAAGAACAAGAGACAACGGAAGUCUAAAAUCCAUCAGUGCCGCUGAUGAACUGAAGAACCGUCAAGCAGACUGUUCAGACUGAUCCAACUUACAUGGUCA
Molecule: messenger RNA, 1042 nt
Organism: Paralichthys olivaceus (Japanese flounder)
Lineage: Eukaryota; Metazoa; Chordata; Actinopteri; Pleuronectiformes; Paralichthyidae
Source: RefSeq, a predicted model, not a curated record